This is a messenger RNA of Branchiostoma belcheri (Belcher's lancelet), 2771 nucleotides long. RefSeq lists its product as uncharacterized. Lineage: Eukaryota; Metazoa; Chordata; Leptocardii; Amphioxiformes; Branchiostomatidae. The annotation marks the transcript as partial. Gene Ontology annotation, biological process: chemical synaptic transmission; monoatomic ion transmembrane transport; nervous system process. Gene Ontology annotation, cellular component: neuron projection; synapse; postsynaptic membrane. The record is from RefSeq and is a predicted model, not a curated record. The transcript has 20 exons. Gene Ontology annotation, molecular function: acetylcholine-gated monoatomic cation-selective channel activity; transmembrane signaling receptor activity.
CCAGGGUUGGCGGCCCAGUACGCUGCCCUGCCGCUGAGAAGGGCACUGUUACAGAAUUACGACAAACACAUCCGGCCUGUCCGGGACCAGAACACGACGGUAAGGCUGGACUUCGACGUGGCGCUGAGGCAGGUGGUUGGGCUGGAAGAAUUGAACCAAAUCUUCACAACGCUCUUGUGGCUACGGUUGUACUGGACGGAUGAAUUACUGCAGUGGAACGCGUCACAACAUGGCGACAUCAAGACGAUAACCUUCCACUCUACUGAAGUCUGGACGCCUGACCUCUUCCUCAUCAACAACGUCGGAGGAGGCUCGGGUGAUCUACCACACGUCACUGACGUCACCGUGACCAGUGAGGGGCGCGUCACGUGGUUCCAACCGGGACUCUUCAGCAGCGCAUGCGAAGUGGACGUCAGCGAAUUCCCGUAUGAUCAACAGACCUGCAAGCUGUCUUUCUCCUCCUGGCUAUAUGACGGGGCUCACCUGGAUCUGAUGAACAUGUCGGCAACCAUGGAUCUGUCUGCGUUCGCGCAGAACGACCAGUUCGAAGUGACAGACGCAAAAGUAUGGAGAAAGGAGAAUUUCUUCUCCUGCUGCCCUGACGCGCCGUGGCCCAGUAUGGAGCUGCACGUCCACCUGACGCGCCGCCGCCUGUUCUACAUCAUCAACAUGGUGGUCCCGUGUCUGGACCUGCUGGUCCUCAACCUGGCGGCCUUCUACAUCCCGCCAGACAGCGGAGAGAGGCUGGGUUUUACCAUCACGGUUCUCCUGUCGCUGGUGGUGUUUCAGCAGCUGCUGACCACCCAGCUCCCCGCCACUUCUACAUCUACACCCAUGCUUGGCCAGUUCUUCACGGCCACGAUCGUGCUGGUGACCAUCUCGCUGCUGCUGACGAUCCUGGUGCUGCGGCUGUCCCACCCCGGCCACCCCUCCCGCCCGCUGCCCCGCUGCCUCCGCCUGCUGCUGCUGCGCUACAUGGCAAACUUCUUCUGCAUGUGCGACAUCGCCAGAGAGACACCGCGGCGUAGAGGUAACCACGACCUGUUGCACGACGCUGAGGACACCGAGCUGAGGGAGUUUCGUCGCGACAUUCGGUACGAGAACACGCGACACGACUCCACCACACGCCGGUCCCUGCUUCAGCAGAUUUCAUCGCAGGUGGAGGACAUCUCGACCUGUCUGCAGGAUCACGUGAAGGACGGGGAGAAGGAGGGAGAGUGGAAGAUGGCGGCACUCGUGCUGGACAGAGCGGCCAUGUUAGGGACUCUCAUCGCCUCUAUAGUCAUCAGACGUAUCAAGUACCUGGUAUCAUCAAAGAUCUUAAACUUCGACUCACAGACAUUGUCCGACUUCUUGCGUGUACGAGCGAAAUGCCGGUUCUCUGUUGUCGCGAUCGUUGUGUGUGCUUACUGUAUACAAGGGUUGGCCGGCCAGUACGCCGCUAUACCGCUGAGGAAGGCACUGCUGGAAAACUACGACGAGCGGCUCCGGCCUGUCCGGGACCAGAACACGGCGGUCAGGCUGGACUUCGACGUGGCGCUGAGGCAGGUGGUGGGGCUGGAAGAACAAAACCAGGUCUUCACAAGUCAGCUGUGGCUACGAUUUUACUGGACGGACGAGUUACUGCGGUGGAACGCGUCACAACAUGGCGGCGUCACUUUGGUAACCUUCCACUCUAAAGAAGUCUGGACUCCCGACCUCUUCCUCAUCAACAAUGCUGGAGGGGGCUCGGGUGAGGUGCCACGGAUCACUGACGUCACCGUGACCAGUGAGGGUCGCGUGUCGUGGUUCCAACCCGGACUGUUCAGCAGCGCAUGCGAAGUGGACGUCAGCGCGUUUCCCUAUGAUAGACAGACCUGUAAGCUGGAGUUCUCCUCCUGGCUGUAUGGCCCGGCUCAGCUGGACCUCUUCAACAUCUCAGGCAGCAUGGACAUGACUGCAUUCGCGGAGAACGACAAGUUCGAGGUGACAAGGACUGAGGUGUGGAAAAAGUUGACGUACUACAAAUGCUGCCCUGACGCGCCGUGGCCCAGUAUGGAGCUGCACGUCCACCUGACGCGCCGCCGCCUGUUCUACAUCAUCAACAUGGUGGUCCCGUGUCUGGACCUGCUGGUCCUCAACCUGGCGGCCUUCUACAUCCCGCCAGACAGCGGAGAGCGACUGGGUUUUACCAUCACGGUCCUUCUGUCGCUGGUGGUGUUUCAGCAACUCCUGGCCUCCCAGCUCCCCGCCACCUCCAUAUCCACUCCCAUGCUCGGGAGGUUCUUCACGGCCACGAUCGUGCUGGUGACCAUCUCGCUGCUGCUGACGAUCCUGGUGCUGCGGCUGUCCCACCCCGGCCACCCCUCCCGCCCGCUGCCCCGCUGCCUCCGCCUGCUGCUGCUGCGCUACAUGGCAAACUUCUUCUGCAUGUGCGACAUCGCCAAAGACCGGCCAGCCGCCUCCGGGGCAUCUCCAAAUCAUGCAAACCAUACCCACGAGUUGCUGAACGGCGAAGACAACGCUGAGCUGAAGGACACGGGCCGCAACACUCUACAGGAGAUCGCCCUCACCGACUGCACACAGCGAUCCUUGCUUCACCAGAUUUCAGCCAGGGUGGAGGACAUCACCGCCCAUCUGCAGGGAAUCGCUGACGACGAGGAGCAAGAACGCGAGUGGAAGAUGGCUGCCCUGGUGGUGGACAGGGCGGCCAUGUGGGUGACUGCUGUUGGCUCUGUGGUGAUCAGCUUCGUCUUUCUCGUGUAGGACAGCUGCGGAUUCAGCUAGCCUCU